CGUUUUAUGUACCGUUCCUCGCUCAUUUCAGCCCUUGUGUGAGAGAGGGGGAGAGGGAGAGUGAGAGUAGUAGAUCAGAUCUCUGGAAAAUCUAUCAGAAAUUCCCCCAAGAAAAAGAAAUUUCCACGGUUUUGAUUUCAGAGCACUCACCAUUGGAUCCGUACGGUUGAGAUUUUCCGAUCCCUCGGAUCUAGGGUUACAGAUCCCACCCUUUCGGCGCUGCGGCUACUGCUUCUUCUGUCCUGCGCAGGAGGCUGAGAUUCUGGCAUGGGAGACGAGAACCCCAAAGGCGCGUGCGGGGGAUCGGACGGUGGGGAGGAGCCUGUUCCCAAGACGGUCGCUGUGGAUGGCACGAAGGGGGAUGACGGAGAGAUCGGUGGUGCCGAGCGCGAGCAUGCGAUCGGGUGCUCCCGCUACUUUCAAGAAUGUGGAGAGGCCAGCGGGUGCGGUUCAGAGGAAGAUUUUCAGCAUAAGAGGGCAAAGGUUCUUUUCAAUUUCGAAGCAUGCCGUUAUGUUGCUACAACUUCAGGCACUGAUGCAUCUGCUUCCCUUGCCGAGGGAGACCACAAUGUUUGUCAUUUGAGUGUUCCAUCUGAAAAUGAGAUGGUCCUUUACCAUAACUUGAUGUCAAAUGAUCCUGAUGCCAGAAAGGCCAUGGACUCUACUGAAGAAGUGGAUGAUGAUGGAGAUGGGUUUAACAUUUCCAACAUGGAAGAUUUAGAAGUUAGGAUGGAUCUUACGGAUGACUUGUUACACAUGGUUUUCUCCUUCUUGAAACAUAUAGAUCUCUGUCGAGCUGCUAGAGUCUGUAGGCAAUGGAGAUCAGCUAGUUCUCAUGAAGACUUUUGGAGGUGCUUGAAUUUUGAAAAUCGAAACAUCUCCUCACUGCAAUUUGCUGACAUGUGCCACCGGUACCCGAAUGCUACUGAAGUAAAUAUUUUGGGCGCUCCUGCUAUUGACGUGCUUGUUAUGGAAGCAAUGGUCUCCCUACGGAAUAUUGAGGUUUUGAUACUGGGUAAAGGGCAACUGAGUGAUGCAUUUUUCCAUGCCGUAGCCAAUUGUCAUGCGUUGAACCAUUUGAGUAUUAGUGAUGCAUCUCUUGGUAACGGUAUUCAAGAAGUAUCCGUGUUCCAUGAUAAGUUGCAUCAUCUUCAAAUUAUAAGGUGUCGUGUGCUCCGUAUUUCAGUCAGGUGCCCUAAGCUUGAAACUUUGUCACUGAAGCGCAGUACCAUGGCACAUGCCAUACUCACUUGCCCCCAAUUACUCAAAUUGGAUAUAGCUGCCUGUCACAAACUUUCAGAUGCUGGAAUUCGUUCGGCAGCAACAUCAUGCCCUUUGUUGGCAUCUUUGGAUAUGUCAACUUGUUCGUGUGUCAGUGAUGAGACACUACGUGAUAUAGCCCUUUCAUGUCCUAAUCUUCGUGUUCUCGAUGCAUCUUACUGUCCAAAUAUUUCACUUGAGUCUGUGAGACUACCAAUGUUGACAGAUCUGAAGCUUCAUAACUGUGAGGGUAUAACUUCGGCUUCGAUGGCUUCAGUAUCUCAUAGUUAUAUGCUGGAGGACCUGGAUCUUGAUUGCUGCGGACUGUUGACAUCUGUCUCCUUGGAUCUGCCACAUUUGCAGAAUAUCAGUCUUGUACACUGCCGCAAAUUUGUUGAUUUAAAUCUGAGAAGCCCUGUGCUUUCAUCCAUAACUGUUUCCAAUUGCCCUGCACUCCAUCGCAUCAACAUCACAUCAAAUUCACUUCAGAAACUGGUAUUGCAAAAGCAAGAAAGUCUGACCACAGUGUCACUGCAAUGUCACAGCCUGCAAGAAGUGGAUCUUACAGAGUGUGGAUCUUUGACAAACUCUAUUUGUGAAGUUUUUAGUGACGGCGGCGGCUGCCGGAUGCUUAGAUCACUGGUUCUUGACAACUGUGAGAGUCUCACAAGAGUGGAAUUCAACAGUAGUACUUUGGUCAGUCUGUCGCUGGUUGGUUGUCGUGCCAUGACUUCUCUUGAACUUUCUUGUCCUUAUCUUGAUCAAGUUCAUCUGGAUGGUUGUGAUCAUCUUGAAAGAGCAUCAUUUUGCCCUGUUGGUCUUCGGUCACUUAAUCUGGGCAUAUGCCCCAAGUUGAGUGUUCUUCAGAUUGAUGCACCAUACAUGUCAGGUCUAGAGCUAAAAGGUUGUGGCGUUUUGUCUCAAGCAUCCAUCAAUUGUCCUCGGUUGACAUCUCUGGAUGCUUCCUUUUGUAGCCAACUACAGGAUGAUUGCUUGUCCGCCACGGCUACUUCAUGCCCACUCAUUGAGUCACUGAUCUUGAUGUCAUGCCCAUCCAUUGGUCUUGACGGGCUCUCCUCAUUACGCCGGCUUCCACAUUUGACAUUGAUUGAUUUAUCAUAUACUUUCUUGAUGAAUUUGCAGCCUGUGUUUGAAUCCUGUUUGCAGUUGAAGGUUUUGAAACUGCAGGCAUGCAAGUACCUCACUAACACUUCUUUGGAUGCCCUCUAUAAAAAUGGCGCUCUCCCAUCCCUCCGUGAGUUAGACUUAUCCUAUGGGAGCAUCUGCCAGUCUGCCAUAGAGGAGCUUCUUGCUUGCUGUACGCAUCUCACCCAUGUGAGCUUGAACGGCUGCAUUAACAUGCACGACCUUAAUUGGGGUUCAAGUGGUGGGCGGUUUCUGGAAUUAUCAAAAUCGGAUGAUUCAGUUGAUCAGCCUGAUCGUUUGCUUCAGAACCUCAAUUGUGUUGGAUGCCCGAACAUAAAGAAAGUUGUCAUUCCUCCAGCGGCCCGCUGCCUCCACUUGUCAUCAUUAAACCUAUCUUUGUCUGCAAAUUUGAAGGAAGUGGAUCUUGCGUGUUUCAAUCUCAACUUUCUCAGUUUGAGCAACUGUUGCUCCUUGGAGAUCUUAAAGCUUGAGUGCCCAAAAUUAAGCAGCCUUUCUCUUCAAUCAUGCAACAUUGCAGAAGAAGUGGUGGAAGCUGCUAUAUCAGACUGUAACAUGCUAGAAACUCUUGAUAUCCGCUUCUGUCAAAAGAUACAUGGUGCAGGCAUGGGAAGGCUACGGAUGGUGUGCCCAAGUUUAAAACGCAUUUUCACCAGCCUGGUGGUGUAACUGUAGGUGUUGUGUAGCCAAUAGAUUACUAGCCAUUCCGGAUAUGUUAUUGCUGUUCCAAUAGAUUAUUAGCCGUUGCAAGUCAUGUCAUUGCUGUUUAUUUCCCGACAGUUGCUGCAUUUAUUUUUCAUGUCUGUCCGAAUUAGGUCAGCAACUCUGUUACUAUGGAGCCCAUGUAAAGUAAAUAUAAUGAAUUUUCCCUGUUUGUUUUGAUUA
This is a messenger RNA of Magnolia sinica, 3309 nucleotides long. RefSeq names its product F-box/LRR-repeat protein 15-like. Bases 268 to 3093 code for a protein of 941 amino acids. NCBI's taxonomy places the organism in Eukaryota, Viridiplantae, Streptophyta, Magnoliopsida, Magnoliales, Magnoliaceae. The transcript is spliced from 17 exons. Gene Ontology annotation, molecular function: protein binding. The record is from RefSeq and is a predicted model, not a curated record.